This is a messenger RNA of Protobothrops mucrosquamatus (brown spotted pit viper), 1813 nucleotides long. RefSeq names its product arginyltransferase 1 (gene ATE1). Gene Ontology annotation, molecular function: arginyl-tRNA--protein transferase activity. The record is from RefSeq and is a predicted model, not a curated record. Lineage: Eukaryota; Metazoa; Chordata; Lepidosauria; Squamata; Viperidae. The transcript has 13 exons. Gene Ontology annotation, biological process: protein arginylation. Gene Ontology annotation, cellular component: cytoplasm. Bases 107 to 1786 code for a protein of 559 amino acids.
AAAUGGCGGCCGCAGACGCCGCUGCUUAGGGCGCUCGAGAGGUCCCUGGUUGGACUGGCGGACACGGGGUUAUCAAAAGGCGGAGGCAGCCGGCCGGGUGACUAAGAUGGCGGGAGGAGGAUUCUUGAGCAUCGUGGAGUACUUGGGGGGAGACGGCGGCUACCGCUGCGGCUAUUGCAAGAACGACACCGGCAACUUCUCCCACGGCAUGUGGGCUCAUUCACUGACUGUUCAAGACUAUCAGGAUCUUAUAGAUCGAGGAUGGCGAAGGAGUGGAAAGUAUGUUUAUAAACCCACUAUGAAUCGGACAUGUUGUCCUCAAUAUACAAUAAGAUGCCAAGUAUUACACUUCCAACCUUCCAAAUCACAUAAAAAAGUUUUGAAGAAGAUGUUAAAAUUUUUAAUAAAAGGAGAACAUUCUAAAGCAGAUGUUGAAGUAGAUCCCAUGGAGUCUCAUAACAAAGAAGCUGACGGCUGUAGUUUUCCUUUAAAAAAUCCACCUGUCAGAAGCCAAUGUGAAUUGCAGCCCCUCAGUACUGACACCAUGGAAGAGGAAGAGAUGACAGAAGAAAUAAAUGUAAAGGAAGUGGACUCAAAAAAUUCUGAAUUGUGUAAUGCAGAACUGAAUGCCGAUUCUAGCAGGUCAUUACAGAUAGCAGACAUUACUCCCAAGCCAGGCAGAGGAGCUGACUUGAGCAAACCACCAUGUCGUAAAGCAAAAGUCAUACGGAAGGAACAAAAGUUGCAGAAAAAACUGCAGUGCCAGACGUGGCCAGUUUCACUUGAAUCAGGGUCUCAGAGUUUCACCAGUCGGAACUGCUGCCCUAAAACCAACCAACCAAAAUCAGUCGAAGACUUCAUUUUUGCCAGCUUACCUUCCGAAGCUCUGCAUCAGAUAGAGGUGAGGCUGGUGCGAUCAUCUCCACAAAGUUCCCAGUUCAAAGCCACAUUUCAGGAGUCUUACCAGGUUUAUAAGCGUUACCAGAUGAUUAUUCACAAGGACCCUCCUGGUAAACCAACCGUCAGUCAGGUGAGGUUAGUACCAGUUUCUUUUGAGGAUCCACAGUUCAGUUCAUCUUUUACUCAGUCUGCCACUUUAUUUGCCAAGUAUCAGAUGACCAUACACAAGGACACUCCUCUUGAAUGUGACGAGGACCAGUUUACGCGAUUUCUCUGUGAUUCACCACUUGAGUUUCACUUGAAAGAAAUUAAUGAAUAUUGUCAGAUUCUGCAGAUUCCUCUAACUGAGGAAUCUGAUGAAUACAUGUUCAGUAAAUUUUAUUUAUCUGGAGCUAUAAUUCGAUAUAGUCAUACUAUAAUAAUAAGAUUACAAAUUAGCAACAAUGGUAUAUUGGAAGAUCUGCAAGAAACACCAUUUGCCUGGAAGGAAAUUGCUUUUACCAGACAACUUCAUGAAAAGGCCUCUGAUCUAAGUUAUUAUUACAUGGGAUUUUAUAUUCAUUCAUGUCCUAAAAUGCGAUAUAAGGGACAGUAUAGACCUUCUGAUUUACUAUGUCCAGAGACGUAUACUUGGAUAUCCCUUGAGCAGUGUCUACCUUCUCUUGAGCGUUCAAAAUAUUCUCGCCUCAAUCAAGACUUAAAAAUAGCUGAUGAAGGGAUGAUGAAGGAACUUGAUCAAGUUCAGGUUCUCCAUAAGAGAUCGGUUAUGCCUUACAGGGUGUAUAAGAGAAAUCGAAAAGGACCAAGUGAUGAAGAAACUGUACAGCAAUAUGCCACUCUCGUGGGACAGGCAUGCUUGAAGAGGAUGUUGCUUUUUCGGAACUGAAUAUUCAUUCUGUAGAUCAGGGGUUCU